AUGAACGAGGACGAGAAGCUGGCUGCGGCUCGCGCGCGAAUUUUUGGGACGCGGCAGUACCGGCUUGCUCCAGCGCUCACCUUCGCCUUCCUGAGCUGCUAUAUGUGGUACUUGUACGCGCUCCUCAACCCGGCAAAGCCGCCUCCUGGCGUCGUGAGCGUGCACGAAGCGAGUGGUCGGCAGUUGAUGGCGGAUGGGUCGAUACGCAGACCGGACCGGUGA
Messenger RNA from Emiliania huxleyi CCMP1516, 222 nucleotides. RefSeq lists its product as hypothetical. Bases 1 to 222 code for a protein of 73 amino acids. NCBI's taxonomy places the organism in Eukaryota, Haptophyta, Isochrysidales, Noelaerhabdaceae. The record is from RefSeq and is a predicted model, not a curated record. The transcript is spliced from 2 exons.